Molecule: messenger RNA, 1263 nt
Organism: Lasiodiplodia theobromae
Lineage: Eukaryota; Fungi; Ascomycota; Dothideomycetes; Botryosphaeriales; Botryosphaeriaceae
Product: Chitin-binding type 1 protein
Exons: 2
Coding region: 1-1263 (420 amino acids)
Source: RefSeq, a predicted model, not a curated record
AUGGCCAGGAUUUCUUCCCUCCGCCUUUCCUUGGGCGCUGCCCUGCUGCUCGCCAAUGUCUGCUAUGCGCAAGACAGUGCCAGUCCUCCAGGUGAUUCGGCAGCGCCUGCGGAUGCCAGUGCUUCGGCCGAGCCCACGAUGUCCAUUUUUGCUGAUCCGGGCUCCCCUGACGCGGGCGCCGCUGAGCCGGCCGCCGCCGCCACCACGACCGAUGAUGGAGCUUCUGGCGUCGCCACCACCAUGGACGUUGGCGCAGGGCCCCCGACCCCUACCUUCCCGUACCCGCCGGGCUCCUACCCGAUAGGCGACACGACCUACUACGUGGCUUGCGAGACGGGCGAUAUGAACACCGAGUGGUCGCCGAGCCUGAUCGUCCAAGGCUCGGCCAACAUCGACGACUACGGCACGUGCAUGGCCUUCUGCGAGUCGCUCGGCAAGGUCUUGUGCGUCACUGCCAUGUGGAACCCGGAGAGCAGCAGCCCCUGCCAGAUCCUGCAGUCCUACCAGAACCUCCUCAGCCAGCCCUUCGGCCGCUGCUACGGUGCGAGGCCCUAUGUCCCUGGAGACGACCAGCCAUCGCCGCCCACCGGUGGCUUUCCCCCGGACUCACCGUCGGAUCCGGACUUCCCUGUGCCGCCGACCACGUCGGACACGUCAGGAGGGCCACCCGUGGCACCAGGACCUCCCGGGGCGCCCCCGGGGCAGUCUGACCCAUUGACGUCUAGCGUAAGCUCCCCGCAAUCUCCCAGCAGGAAGGGCAACCCUAACGGGUCAUCCGCUGCUCCUCCGCACCCGCAACCGCUGCGCCGCGACGCGAAGUGCGGCUCCGAGUGGGGCAGCAUCCCCUACACGUCGUGCCCGCAGGACCACUCGGUCUACGGGCCGUGCUGCUCACGCUUCGGGUACUGCGGCCGCGGUCAUGCGCAGUCUCGCAAACAUAGCAGUGGUUACUAUCCGUCUGAUCCGUCCAACCCUGGCUACUACCCAUCCACCCCUGGCUACUCUCAGUCAGCCCCUGAUUACUAUCCGUCCGACCCUGAUUACUAUCCGUCGAACCCUGGCUACUCCCCGUCAGGUCCUGAUUACCAUCCCUCCGAUCGUGGCUACUAUCCUUCCGACCAUGGUAGCUCUCCGUCCGACUAUGAUAAUGAUCGCAUCCCUCCAUACGUUACAUCACCACAAGACCACGGCGGACGUCGGCCCAAGGGCAAACGUCCUCACAAAUGCAAGCAGUGCGAGGAAAAGAAAGAGAAGGGGUACUAG